Messenger RNA from Tetrahymena thermophila SB210, 1293 nucleotides. RefSeq lists its product as hypothetical. The record is from RefSeq and is a predicted model, not a curated record. Gene Ontology annotation, biological process: activation of GTPase activity; nucleocytoplasmic transport. Gene Ontology annotation, molecular function: GTPase activator activity; small GTPase binding. Gene Ontology annotation, cellular component: nucleus; cytosol; perinuclear region of cytoplasm. Lineage: Eukaryota; Ciliophora; Oligohymenophorea; Hymenostomatida; Tetrahymenidae. The transcript is spliced from 14 exons.
AUGUCAUUUUUGAAAAAAAAAUACUAUAAUAGUGAUAAAGAAAUAGAGGAAUAAGAUGGAUUUUAUAUAGGAUCUGGGAUAACAUAAUGUAUCAAACUUUAAGAAUUAGAUCUAAAUUUUAAGGGAAAUAAAAUUGGAGACUAAGGCUAAAAUUUAUUAUUUAUGAGUUUGUCGAACUGUAAAAAUCUAUUAUCUUUAAAAAUUAACCUAAAAAAAAAUAAACUAGGAGAAAGGUGUUUUUCUAAUUUAAAUUCUACUUUAUUGGAAUUAAAAAACCUUUUAAAUUUGACUCUAAAUUUUAAAUAAAACUAAAUUAAUAAUUCUGGUGCUUAAAGUUUAGGCUCUGCAAUAGCCAACUGUGAAUAGCUUUAAAAUUUAGUACUUAAGCUUAGUAAGAAUGAAAUUGGAAAAAGUGGUAGAGUAGGACUAUGUUAAGGUAUAGCAAUGUGUGUCAGCUUAUAAAGUUUACAAUUAUUUUUGGGAUAACAUAUAGUAGAACCUUUCAAUUCAUAUUCAUAAUUAUCUGCUCUAGCAACAUGCAAAAAACUAUAAAAAUUAUUGUUUGACUUUUAAAAAAAUUAGAUUAAUGAUUAAGAUGUACAAACUCUAGGAUCUGCUUUGCUAAAUUUUUAUCACAUCUCUUCUUUAAAAUUAUGUUUGAAGGAUAAUUGUAUUGGGAUGCAAGGAGCUAGGAGCUUAGCCAUGGCUUUGACUAAGUUUAAUAAUUUAUCAACUUUAGAUUUAAAUUUAAGAAAAAAUAAUAUUGGUGAAGAGGGUAUAUAAUAUUUGGGUAAAUCUAUAUCAAACUGUUCCAAUCUUUCAAUUUUAGGACUUGAACUCUAUGAUAACAAUAUUGGAUAGAAAGGAGUAACAAAUUUAAGUACUAAUUUAUAAAAUUGUAAGAAUCUCAAAGAAGUGAGUCUCUGGUUAGGGUGCAAUUACAUAGAAGAUUAAGGAGCUUAUGAUUUAGGACAAGCUUUAUCGAAAUGCAAUAAAUUAUAAAGUUUAAUUUUAUGGCUUGGAUACAACAAUAUCAGUACUUUAGGGGUAUAGGGUAUAUAUCCGAUUUUAUUAGAUUGCACUAAGCUUUCAGUUUUAGAAUUAGACUUUUAAGAGAAUAACAUUUUUGGAACAGAUGUCUUAAAUUUAAUUUCUGCUAUUAAAAAGUCUACCAAUAUAUUUAUUUUAAGCAUAGAUUUAUACUUUAAUCAAAUUGACAAAAAAUAAUAAUCAAAGAUAAAACAGAGGAUCAAUAAAUUUAAGAGAUUAGUCAAGAAGCAUAUUUGCUUUUGA